AUGAAGACCAUUAGCAUAACUCAAAUGACCUUAUCCGAUCUCAGCUACCCAUCUGGAAACCUAGCCAUCAUCCGAGUGCCCAAUAAGAUAAAUGGCUUCACUUGCAUAGUCCAAGAAGACAUGCCCACUAACCCUGCAAUCCUGGCAGUGCUAGAUUCUUCGGGUCGAAGUUCCUGCUAUCAUCCCAACGGAAAUGUCUGGGUAUACAUCAAUAUCUUGGGCGGUCAAUGUUCAGAUCAAGCUGGCAACAGAGUAAGGGCUUGGAAUUGGUCAAGUUCCGUCACUUCCUCACCCUUCGUUUCAUUUAAACCUGUCUUUCUGGCUUUGAACCGUUAUGUUGGAAUCCGCAUCUUAGAACAAGACAAGAUUUCAAUCACUUUUCUAGCAAUGGGCCAACAGGCAAGAAUCAGUGUCGGAACCAAAGUGAAGAGAGAAGAGGAGGAGGUGUCACCCACGUGUGAAUUCUGUGGGAGCGAUCUAAGAACAUUUCUCUCCAAUGUGGAUCUUUCCUGUGACUACAAUAGCUCUGAACUAGUAGAACAUACCUCCUGUUGUAGUUAUUUCCAAAACCUGAUUGACUACAUCUAUGAGGGAAAACAAAAAAUCCAGAGCUCUAAAGCUGAAUUAAUCUGUAUUGACCCUCAUGCCGCCCACGGCAGUGAAGUCGACAGACUCAAAGCAAAGGAAAAAGCUUUGCGGAGAAAACAGGAGCGACGAAUGGCCAAACACUAUGCAAUAUUAACAAAAGAACAGACUACUUUCUCUGAAGAAGAUGCAAAGCAAUUUAAAACAAUUUCUUAUCAACUUUCCAUGGAUAUUCCAGAAGUAGAGUCAGCUAAGGAAGAACUAACUGAUUAUCAACUAGACAAAAGAAAUAUAUCCAUUGUUUGUUGUGAUUCUAGGAUAGCAUGUGGAAAGAUCAUGACAAAUGAGCUCUUUGAAAAGCACUACAAACAUGGGAGCAAGUUUCUGACUUCAUUUCCAGACGGGACAACACAAAUAUUCUACCCAUCUGGAAACCUAGCCAUCAUCCGAGUGCCCAAUAAGAUAAAUGGCUUCACUUGCAUAGUCCAAGAAGACAUGCCCACUAACCCUGCAAUCCUGGCAGUGCUAGAUUCUUCGGGUCGAAGUUCCUGCUAUCAUCCCAACGGAAAUGUCUGGGUAUACAUCAAUAUCUUGGGCGGUCAAUGUUCAGAUCAAGCUGGCAACAGAGUAAGGGCUUGGAAUUGGUCAAGUUCCGUCACUUCCUCACCCUUCGUUUCAUUUAAACCUGUCUUUCUGGCUUUGAACCGUUAUGUUGGAAUCCGCAUCUUAGAACAAGACAAGAUUUCAAUCACUUUUCUAGCAAUGGGCCAACAGGCAAGAAUCAGUGUCGGAACCAAAGUGAAGCUACCAAACCCUAAAGAGAUUCCAGCACUCCGACACCUGAACGGGGACGACCUUCUUCUGCUGGCCAGUUUAAUAAAGAUCCGACGCCUGUUUCAUAAACUGGAAGGAUGUGUGAAUUUCCCCUCCAGCCAGGUUUGGGAAAAAUUAAAGCAACCUUCCUACCUUUCUUCACUUUCUCUAAAACUAAUUGCCCUUUGUCACAAUUCUGGUAUGAAGCAAGAUACAAUAACAACAAUAGCAGCUUUGAUAAAUGAAAAGAUUUAA
Messenger RNA from Delphinapterus leucas (beluga whale), 1653 nucleotides. RefSeq names its product glutamate rich 6 (gene ERICH6). The record is from RefSeq and is a predicted model, not a curated record. Lineage: Eukaryota; Metazoa; Chordata; Mammalia; Artiodactyla; Monodontidae.